This is a messenger RNA of Mollisia scopiformis, 2655 nucleotides long. RefSeq lists its product as uncharacterized. The coding region runs from base 1 to 2655 and encodes 884 amino acids. The transcript has 2 exons. The record is from RefSeq and is a predicted model, not a curated record. Lineage: Eukaryota; Fungi; Ascomycota; Leotiomycetes; Helotiales; Mollisiaceae.
AUGGGGAGUAAUGGCACAGGAUCGAGGUCUGCAAAUCGCAUCAGGCGCGAUGCUCCACCUCAACUUCUAGGUCGCGGGCAGAGGAAUAGCAGUGUUGGGCUCCGCUCUGCGAGUAUAGUUGGAGAAGUUGCUAUGGCUCAACCUGCAGAGCCACAACCAUAUGUAUUGACCGCCGAGUAUAUCCUCAAGAAGUAUCGAGGGCAUCCGCCCUCUCUAAUUAUCCAUCUUCACCCAACACACUUUCGAUUUGAUCAGCAAGAGGGCAGCUUUACCUAUAAAUCGCCCAUGAGGAUGGUACUUGAGCAUAUACGGCAACGGACUGUACCCCACGAUUUAUUGGAGUUCAUGCAAGAUGUUCAAUUUUAUGACGGAUGCAUGAUUGUACAGAUUCACGACCACAAAUCCAUUGCUCCAUCUCAAGGUCCUAAUCGAACAGCUACAGGGCCAGGCAAGACUGUCCCAUUUUCGGUCCAUAACUACAACACAUUUCUCACACCAUCCUCAUAUGUUCCCUACCCGGUUCAAAAUAUCGGGACUGGCAAGGGCAAAGAUGCUGAGGUUGAAGACAAAAUUAAAACUGCCGAGCAGAAAGACAAGGAAAAUAUGCCAGCUCCAAACCUGCCCGGAGAUAUCCAACGCAACAAGUCGAUAUCUCCGCCUAGAAAGCCCAAAGUCAUAACAGUCGUGCUUCAUCCAACACCGCUCAGCAAUCACAUUGACCUGGCAAUCAAAGCCGGCGAGGCCUAUGCUUCUCCUGAAGACCGAAGAGGGUCACGUCAAGAGGUUAACGGAGGGCCUCUGUCCGCUACCGUUCCCCCAACUCCAACGACAGGUGCUCCUCCAACCCCGCAGUUGAACAUGGCACCACCGGCGAAGCGCGUCAAAAGGACGAAAGCGGAAUUAGACAUCAGUAAUGUCUAUGGCUUUGAAUCCCAAGUUACACUAGCCAGGACCGCUGAGCUUAAGCUUGAGCCUGUAGCCAAUGCAGCAGAGUCUGCAGCAUUGCUCUCAUCUUUGGCUCAUCCAAUGCAUUCUGAACAACCACCCGCACCCAAGACCCGAAAGAGGACUGUAGCGGAAAUGGCUGCAGACGAAGCUCUGGCAGCAGACCAAGAGCGUUUCAUGCUUGUCCUUGACGAACGUUUAGCAUCGAAUACUGCAGGUGCACCAGGUGGUGCCAAUCCCGCCAAUGGCGAUGGACCAGCUGGAGUUUCUUUCGAACCGCGUUUCGAGAGAUUUAAGACGCUCGAGAAUAUCCGGGCUAAUCACGAAGAGAAUAAAAGACAAGAGAAGUUACGACGAGAAGAGGCAGAGAGAAAGCAGAGAGUGGAGCAAGAGCGUAAUAAGCUCGAAGAAAACAAUAAGCGAGCUGCGGAGGAGAAGAAUCGUGCCACUGCCGCUGCCAUGCAACAGGCUCAACAGCAGCAACAACUGCAACAAGAAGCCCAGCGACGUCGGUUGGCUCAACAAGCGCAACAGACACAUCAGAGCAUGCCUACCCAGAUCCAAGCACCCCACGCACAUCCACAAGCAAAUGGUAUUGUUGCAAAUGGCAUGAACGCACAACCACAGCGCUUUCAUCAACAACAAGUUUCCCAAGCUCAAACAUCGUCGCCUAUUGUUCGCAACGGAACUCCGCACAGCCACUCUUCGCCUAACGUUAACAAUAUGAGUAAUGCGCCAAUGCAGCAUUCUACUUCGAGUAUGGGAGGCAGUCCACCUCGUCCCGGUUCCGUUGUACAACAAAAUCAUCAUCCGAUGGGUGCUCCUGCAUCACAAGGCAUGGCACCUCAGAGGAGUCAGCAAAGUCACGCUGGAACACCUCGUAUGCCGAGCUCCACACCAAACGUUCAAGUAUCCACACCGUUGAAUCGACAAAUGAGCCAGACACCUCGCAUGAGCCAAGGAAGCCCGCUACAAGGUCCAAUGGGUCAAACGCCACAGGUUCCGAUGAUGAAUGGUCAACCUAUGCAGAUGAGUGCUCAGCAGAUGCAAGUUCUACAACAGCAGAGAAUGCAGCAAAUGCUCCGAAAUCAAGCUGCGGCUGCUCAAGGAAUGGGAGGGAUGCUGAACACGGGUCACCCAAUGACCCAGCAACAAAUGAUGCAAGCUCAGGCGCAGGCAAUGCGUGCUCAGCAACUUAACCAGCAACUUGGUCAAGGUAAUCCAAUGGCACAACAAUAUGCAGCACGCCUGGCACAGAUGAACCAGGCAACGGGUAUGCCGCAAAACAUGAACCAGAAUUUCAUGAACGUCAAUUCGAAUCCUCAGGCGAACAUGCAACAAAUGCAACGUCUGCAGCAGAUGCAAAUGAUACAGCAACAAGCUGCCCAACAAGCACAGCAGCAGCAAUUGCAUCAACAGCAGCAGCAAGCGCAACAACAGCAGCAGCAGCAGCAUCCAGAUCAACAGACUAUGAUGCGAGAACAGAUGAUGCAGCGACAAAUUGCUCAAAUGGCAAAUCAGCUUUAUGUUAGCCAGCGUCAAGGCAUGGCAGCACAAUAUCCCGGAGGCUUACCUCCAGACGUAGACCAAAGUCUGAAGCAACGAUGCUCUGCGGCUGCUCGACAACAGUUUGAAGCAAGCUAUAGAGCGAGACAGCAAAUGGCAGUAGCCCAGAGAAUGAAUGGAAUGCAAAAUGGGGGUGGCAUGUAG